AUGGGUAUCAUUUAUUCACGUUUCUUUGAUGUUCACUGGAAACUCGCUGAGGCUGCUUAUGGAAUUUUGAAAAAAGGAUAUCCGAAUGUUCCAAUUACUCUACCAUUUCCCAAUUGGAGAGCCCUUUUUGUCGAUUUGAAACGAGAAAUGGCUGAAGUGAAAAGAAAGUACAAGCCUGGGAAAGAAGAAAAAGAAAAACCAAAAGUGAAAGGAAAAAAGAGAAAAUCGAAGGAAGAGAUGCCAAAUUCAUGGAUGAAUCUACCGGAAACUUACAAUGAGGCAAAAAUCCCAUUGAGGGCAGCAUUGCAAUGGUUGGGUGGAAUUGUUCCAUCAUUGAACUCGAAAUGGUGCCGAAGCUGUGAUUUGAAAGAGAUCAGUCAUCUCCGUCGAUUGAUUCUUUUUCAAAAAGUUUGUCGAAUCGCAUUUGGGCCGAAAGAAGACUGGGAAAAGUCGGCGAUACAAUUGGAGAAGGAUCUCUUCGAUCAAGUUGUCACAAAGCAAUUCGAGCGCAAAAAACAGAGCGUUUGGGCAUUGGCGAUGCAAGAUAAACUAAUGGAUCCACUCGCACCGAACGCCGAAAACAUUGUGAUGGUGGAAAAGGAGGAUUUGAAUGGAUCACGAUAUGCUGUUGGCAAUGAUUUCAUGAUUGUAAAUGCAGAUGGAUCAUUUGGAAAAUUCAUCUACCUUUCUAAACCGGCUCCAACUUUGUUCAAGUGGUUAUUGGAUGCGGGAAGAGCAAUCGAAGACCAAAAUUUUGAACUUGGAGUUAAAGAGGCAGCGGUGGGGAAAUCAACAGUGGCAAUGUUCAAUGAAAAAUUCAUCACUCUUCGUUCAAAGAGACGAUGUGAGAAAAUUGCUAGAGAUUAUAGAUAUUACGGUAAUCGAUUUCCAAACACUCAUCCACCAUCGAUCAUUCUUUGUUUUGACGAUUCACAAUCCGAUCAAAUCCUCAUCAUUUACACGGAAAUGGAAGGGGAAAAAGAAAUCCAAUUCGGAUCAGUGAGCAUUUCGGUGAUAAAGAACACAAAGAAAAUGCUAAAUAAUAAAAAAGAUGAAGAAAUAAAAGGACUUCGAGUUUAUUUGAAUGAAGGAAAUCUUGGUGGAUAUUGUCAUAUCAUUCAGACUGAGAAUCUCAAACAAGGAAAAGACGCUUUUGCCCCACAUUUCAUCUAUCUAGAAGAUGCGGAGAAGGAAGAUGAUUGCAAAAAUUGGCUCUUCAAAUCCAGACCUCAAGUAAUUCUUCGAAGAAAUGAAGUGAAUCCGUUAUUUGGAAAGACUCGAAUGUUCAAUCGUCAUCGCAUUUGUGACGUGAAACCACAAAAAGAAUAUGAUCUCUCGAGGUCAUUUAUGAGAAUCGAUAUUUCAAGAGAUCAUUCAGGAGAUGAACUACAAGAAGGUGAAACCGAAGACGAAGAAAUCCCAUGUAAACGACGAAAUCAGGAAGCCAAAUCAGAAUCACCAAUUACUCAGCCAUCAUCCACGCCUGCACUCUACAAUUCGACAACCGAAUCGGAUUGUGAAACUCUCUCAAAUUCCAUUGUCGAAUCCCGUCCUGCGAGUGAAUGGAAUGAUCCAGAGAAACCGGGUUCAAGUCGACUCCCGUGGAUGGAUUUGGUUGAUGACAUUUAUUUGGAGGUGAAAGCGUUGAAAGAUCUCGAUUCAAAUCAUUUGUCAUUUCCACAAUUCGCUGAUGCAUUUAUGUUAAGACAUCAAGAAAACCAGGAUGAUUUGCAAGAAGGUCGUCUUUCACGAUCAAACACCAGAAAUCGUUCGAGAACCACUUCCAGUGAAUUCCCGGCAAGCUAUUCCCAAUCAAGCAUUGCUCAAGUUAGUACUUCACCGAGUAUCUCUAGCCUUUCACAAACACCUGAUAUGCAUGGAUUGUUUCAAGCAAAAGAAUUCGAUGACGAUAAUGAAGACAAUGGUCCAAUUCAUUUC
Messenger RNA from Mesorhabditis belari, 1938 nucleotides. NCBI's taxonomy places the organism in Eukaryota, Metazoa, Nematoda, Chromadorea, Rhabditida, Rhabditidae. The record is from the annotation of a GenBank genome assembly.